This is a messenger RNA of Pogoniulus pusillus (Red-fronted tinkerbird), 7613 nucleotides long. RefSeq names its product exportin 7 (gene XPO7). Gene Ontology annotation, cellular component: nuclear pore; cytoplasm. Lineage: Eukaryota; Metazoa; Chordata; Aves; Piciformes; Lybiidae. The coding region runs from base 75 to 3338 and encodes 1087 amino acids. The transcript has 28 exons. The record is from RefSeq and is a predicted model, not a curated record. Gene Ontology annotation, molecular function: small GTPase binding; nuclear export signal receptor activity. Gene Ontology annotation, biological process: protein export from nucleus.
GGGGGCGCGGGCGGGGGGCGGCGGCGCGUGCCGGGCCCGGCGGAGGCGGCGGAGCGGAGCAUGAAUGGGGCAAGAUGGCGGAUCCAGUGCAGAGCCUGGCCCAGCUGGAGAACCUGUGCAAGCAGCUCUAUGAGACCACAGACACCGCCACACGCCUGCAGGCUGAGAAGGCCCUGGUGGAGUUCACCAACAGCCCAGACUGCCUGAGCAAGUGCCAGCUGCUCCUGGAGAGAGGCAGUUCCUCCUACUCCCAGUUGCUGGCAGCUACAUGCCUUACCAAACUGGUGUCACGCACAAACAACCCUCUGCCCCUGGAACAGAGGAUAGAUAUCCGGAACUAUGUGCUCAACUACCUUGCCACAAGGCCAAAGCUGGCAACCUUUGUGACACAGGCCCUGAUCCAGCUCUAUGCCAGGAUCACAAAGCUGGGCUGGUUUGACUGCCAGAAGGAUGAAUAUGUCUUCAGGAACGUGAUCACAGAUGUCACAAGGUUCUUACAGGAUAGUGUAGAGCACUGCAUCAUAGGAGUGACAAUCCUGUCCCAGCUAACGAAUGAAAUUAAUCAAGCGGACACCACCCACCCCCUGACCAAGCACAGGAAAAUUGCCUCCUCCUUCCGGGACUCCUCCUUGUUUGAUAUUUUCACUCUGUCCUGCAACUUACUGAAGCAGGCUUCUGGGAAGAACCUGAAUCUGAAUGAUGAGAGCCAGCAUGGGCUGCUGAUGCAGCUGCUCAAGCUCACACACAACUGCCUGAACUUUGAUUUCAUUGGCACCUCCACAGACGAGUCCUCAGAUGAUCUUUGCACUGUGCAGAUCCCAACCAGCUGGAGAUCAGCAUUCUUGGAUUCUUCGACCCUCCAGCUGUUUUUUGAUCUCUACCAUUCCAUUCCUCCUUCCUUCUCUCCUCUGGUGUUAUCCUGCUUGGUGCAGAUCGCCUCCGUGCGCAGGUCCCUCUUCAACAACGCCGAGAGGGCAAAGUUCUUAUCUCAUCUCGUUGAUGGAGUUAAAAGGAUACUGGAAAACCCCCAGAGCUUGUCAGACCCCAACAACUACCACGAGUUCUGCCGGCUGCUGGCGCGGUUGAAAAGCAAUUACCAGCUGGGGGAGCUGGUGAAGGUGGAGAACUACCCCGAGGUCAUCAGGCUCAUUGCCAACUUCACUGUCACCAGUCUGCAGCACUGGGAGUUUGCUCCCAACAGUGUUCACUAUCUGCUGAGCCUGUGGCAGCGCCUGGCCGCGUCGGUGCCCUACGUGAAGGCCACAGAACCUCACAUGCUCGAAACCUACACACCAGAGGUCACCAAAGCUUACAUCACCUCCAGGCUGGAGUCUGUCCACAUCAUCUUGAGGGAUGGGCUGGAGGAUCCCCUGGAGGACACAGGCCUGGUGCAGCAGCAGCUGGAUCAGCUGUCCACCAUCGGGCGCUGCGAGUACGAGAAGACCUGCGCGCUGCUGGUGCAGCUCUUCGACCAGUCAGCACAGUCCUACCAGGAGCUGCUGCAGAGUGCCACUGCCAGCCCCAUGGACCUGGCUGUCCAGGAAGGACGCCUGACCUGGUUGGUCUACAUCAUCGGGGCCGUGAUCGGCGGCAGAGUCUCGUUCGCCAGCACGGACGAGCAGGACGCCAUGGACGGAGAGUUGGUCUGUCGGGUGCUGCAGCUGAUGAACCUGACGGACUCUCGGCUGGCACAGGCUGGCAACGAGAAGCUGGAGCUCGCCAUGCUGAGCUUCUUCGAGCAGUUCCGCAAGAUCUACAUCGGGGACCAGGUGCAGAAAUCUUCCAAGCUGUACCGCCGUCUCUCGGAGGUCCUGGGGCUGAAUGAUGAGACCAUGGUCCUGAGUGUCUUCAUAGGCAAAAUCAUCACCAACUUGAAGUACUGGGGUCGAUGUGAACCUAUCACCUCCAAGACGCUGCAGCUGCUCAAUGACCUCUCCAUUGGCUACAGCAGCGUCAGGAAGCUGGUGAAGCUCAGCGCCGUCCAGUUCAUGCUGAACAAUCACACGAGUGAGCACUUUUCCUUCCUGGGCAUUAACAAUCAGUCCAACCUGGCGGACAUGAGGUGUCGGACAACCUUCUACACUGCACUCGGGCGGCUGCUCAUGGUGGACUUAGGGGAAGAUGAGGAUCAGUAUGAGCAGUUCAUGCUGCCCCUCACAGCUGCCUUUGAGACCGUGGCACAGAUGUUCAGCACAAACACCUUCAACGAACAAGAGGCAAAAAGGACUUUGGUUGGCUUGGUGAGAGACUUGAGGGGCAUAGCCUUUGCCUUCAAUGCCAAGACCAGCUUCAUGAUGCUGUUUGAGUGGAUCUACCCCUCCUACAUGCCCAUCCUCCAGCGGGCGAUCGAGCUCUGGUACCAUGACCCAGCCUGCACUACCCCUGUCCUCAAGCUGAUGGCUGAGUUGGUUCAUAACAGGUCCCAACGGCUGCAGUUUGAUGUCUCCUCCCCCAACGGCAUCCUGCUCUUCCGAGAGACCAGCAAAAUGAUAACGACUUAUGGAAAUCGGAUCCUGACGCUCGGGGAGGUCCCAAAGGAUCAGGUCUAUGCCCUGAAGCUGAAGGGGAUUUCCAUCUGCUUCUCCAUGCUGAAGGCUGCGCUGAGCGGGAGCUACGUCAACUUCGGCGUCUUCCGCCUCUACGGGGACGAUGCACUGGACAAUGCCCUGCAGACCUUCAUCAAGCUCCUGCUCUCCAUCCCUCACAGCGACCUCCUGGACUACCCCAAGCUCAGCCAGUCCUACUAUUCCUUGCUGGAAGUUCUCACCCAGGACCACAUGAACUUUAUAGCCAGUCUGGAGCCUCAUGUAAUCAUGUACAUUCUCUCUUCCAUUUCAGAAGGGCUGACUGCACUAGACACCAUGGUUUGCACAGGCUGCUGCUCCUGUCUGGACCACAUUGUCACCUAUCUCUUCAAGCAACUCUCUCGUAGCACCAAGAAGAGGAGCACUCCUCUGACCCAGGAGAGCGACAGGUUCCUGCACAUCAUGCAGCAGCACCCAGAGAUGAUUCAGCAGAUGCUGUCAACGGUGCUGAACAUCAUCAUCUUCGAGGACUGCAGGAACCAGUGGUCCAUGUCUCGGCCUCUGCUUGGUCUGAUCCUGCUCAACGAGAAGUACUUCUCUGACCUGAGGAACAGCAUUGUGAACAGUCAGCCCCCGGAGAAGCAGCAGGCAAUGCACCUCUGCUUCGAGAACCUGAUGGAAGGCAUCGAGCGCAACCUGCUCACCAAGAACAGGGACAGGUUCACCCAAAACCUGUCUGCGUUCCGGCGGGAGGUGAACGACUCCAUGAAGAACUCCACCUACGGCGUCAACAGCAACGACAUGAUGAGCUGACAGCUCCCCCGCGCCGCUGGCCGAGCAGCACCUCUGGCGCCUGGCCCAGAGGGGGUUACCGUUUCCGAUGGAAAGCAGAGAGAAGCCUUUUCUAAUCCCUGCUCUUCCCCAGGGCUGGAAUUCGGCAGGCGCUCAACUUUUUGAGUCCUGUUGCUCCCCAAGUCCUUCAACCCCACCCCAAAAAGCCGCAGGGGGAGGAGGGGAACGAGAGAGAGAGAGAAACAAAACAAAAAAGAGGAAAAGAAACAAAAGAAACAAAAAACAAAAGAGGUUUGUUGAGCUCUCCAGGUGCUUGUUUUUUGUGGGGAGGGGGUGGCUGAGGCAGCAAAAGAAAAGAGGGGGAGGGAGCAGGGAGGGGGAAGAGGGGAGGGGGGGAGGGGGAGGUGUCUCCCUUCUUGCCUCCCACCCCCCGGCCCCCAGGGGGACGCCAGAGCUCUGCUGCAGCCCUGCCUUGUAUAAACAUGUACAUUUUUUCAUAACGUUUUGAACAAGGUUUAUAUUGACUCGAGUUUAACAGAAAAAAAAUGCAAAAACAAAAGAAAAAAGAAACAGGAAGAAAAGGAAGGGAAAAAAAAUGGGGGAAAGAAAAAAACAAACAAAAAAAAAACAAACAGGAAAAAAAAGAAAAAAAAAGGAGAGAGAAAAAAGAGAGAAAAAAAAAGAGAGAAAAAAAAAGGGGAAAAAAAAAGGGAAAAAAAAGAAAAAAAAAAAGGAAAAAAAAAAAAAGAGGAAAAAAAAAAGAGAAUGAAAAAAGGUUCAAAAAAACCAAACAAAACAGACAAAAAAAAAAAAGUGUGAUUGAAACUUUUUACAGAGUCUUGGUGCAACAGUGCUGGCGUGAGGGGUUUGGUGUGAGAGUGAGGAAAGUGUGUCCCAGGGGUUGUUUUGGGGUGAGGGGGGGAUGGUGUUUGGUGGGAGGGGGUGGGGAGGGGAAGGGGCCUGAAGCUUUCUUGGGAGAGGGGGUGGGGGUGUGGAAGUGCAGAGAUUUAUUUAGUGGCAAAGGUAGAGAGAAGCAAAACAAAAGAGAAACUCACAAAAACCAAACUGAAAAGCCAACAAAGCCCAACAGGGAAAUCAGUGAGAGGAAAAGGAUGAACCCCCCCAGGACCCCACUGAAAAGCCACAAACUCCACCUGAGCCCUGAGCAGACUCACAGCUCCAGCUGAACCCAGGCAAAGCCACAGACCCCAGCCCAGACCCAACUCACAGCCACAAAAUCCAACCCAGCCCUAACUGAACCCUCAAACCCCAACCCAGACCCAACUCAGCCCUAACUGAACCCACAAACUCCAGACCCCAACCCAGACCCAACUCAGCCCUAACUGAACCCUCAAACCCCAACCCAGACCCAACUCAGCCCUAACUGAACCCACAAACUCCAAUCAAACUCCAACCCAAACCCAACUAACAGCCACAAAAUCCUACUCAGCCCUAUCUGAACCCUCAAACUUCAAUCAAACCCCAACCCAGACCCAACUAACAGCCACAGGCUCCAACUCAACCCUAACUGAACCCACAAAUUCUAACCAAAAUCCAACCCAAACUCAACUAAAAGCCACAAACUCCAACUGAACCCAAACAAAGCCAUAAACCCCAAUCCAAACCCAACUAACAGCCACAAACUCCAACUCAACCCUAACUGAACCCACAAACUAACCAAAACCCAACUAAACCCCACAAAGUCCAACUGGACCCAAACAGAAAGCCACAAACCCCAAACCAAACUAACACCCAGAAACUCCAACUGAACCCUAACUGAAACCCUCAAACUCCAACCAAAACCCAAGAGGAAGCCACAAACCCCAACUAAAACCCAACUAAAACCCAACAAAACCUCACAAACUCCACCUGAGCCCUAGUUAAACCCCACAAACUCUAAUCAAAACCCAACUAAACCCCAAUAGAAAGCCACAAGCCUCAAUUAAAGCCCAGCUGAAAUCUACAAACCCCAACCAAAACCCCACAAGAAGCCACAAAUCCCAACUGAACCCCAACAAAACCCCACAGAGCCCAACACAAUCCAAGAAAAAACAGAACCCAAAUGAAACCAACCCCAAAAAAUCAACAAAAUCCCAAGGAAACCAAACUAAGCCUAAUCAACCCCCCCCAAACCUCCACCAAAGCAAAGAAAACCUAACAAGAACCCAAUGGAAGCCGAAAAUAGAUCAACAGAACUCAAUAAAAAAUCCAACAGAGCCCCAAAAAACCUAACAGAGAUCAACAGAGCCCAAAAUAAACCCAACAGAGAUCAACAGAGCCCAAAAUAAACCCAACAGAGAUGAACAGAGCCCAAAAUAAACCCAACAGAGAUGAACAGAGCCCAAAAUAAACCCAACAGAGAUCAACAGAGCCCAAAAUAAACCCAACAGAGAUCAUCAGAGCCCAAAAGAAUCCAACAGAGAUCAACAGAGCCCAAAAUAAACCCAACAGAGCCCCAAAAAAUCCAACAGAGAUCAACAGAGCCCAAAAUAAACCCAACAGAGAUCAACAGGACCCCAAAAAAACCCAACAAAGGUCAACAGAACCCAACAGAAACCCAACAGAACUAACAGAGCUCCCCCCAGCCCCCCCCCCAGGCUCUCCCAGUUCCAGACCUUGAUGACUUUUUCCCUUCUCCAGCCCCUCCCCAGCCCCUCCUCAGCCCUUCCCCUCCCCUGGUGAUUGGGAACUCGAAGCCAUGCGGCCUGCUCCUGCUCCCUGCUUGCUCCUGGCUCUCUCUCUCUGUCUCUCUCUCCAUGGUGUAGCUGCUCCCAACCUGCUUCUUGACCCUUUCUCACUCUUUCCCCUUCUCCUCCUCAGCUUUUGAGUUUUGGGGUUGUUGUUUUCUUUUUCCCCCUCCCCCAUCUCAAGCUCGCAGGUAGCAGCCCCUGGGGGGCUCCUCAAGGAGCUCCUCAGCCACAUCUGCCCUUGGCUGGGGCUGAGGCUGCUGCUGCCAUGGCAGAGGUUUGGCCUCCCCUGCAGUGUGGGACGCUUGGAGCAGGGAGGGAGUUGAGCCUCCAGCCCUGGAGGUGUUCAAAGUGAAGCUCCGCAGGGCUCUGAGCCAGCGCAGAGCUCCCUGCUGGCUGCAGGGGGUUGGACUGGAUGAGCUUUGGAGGUGCCACGCUGGGACUCUGCCUCACCCCCCCACACCCCCACGGGGGGUUAGGUCACCACCAGCAACGUUUGGGCUGGGGCAUGGCCUCGGAGAGGGCAGCAGAUGGGGAAGGGAACCUCUUUGCCUCGUACUUUGCCCACUCUGGUUGCUGCUACUUGUGUGCAUCCCUGCUCAGCUCCACCACGGCCCCUCCCCACACCUCCCCCUCCUCACUUUGCCCUUUGCUUUCUUUGCUUUCCUCUUUUCCUUCUUCUCUUUGCUCCUUCCUUUUUCCUUGGUUGGUUGGUUGGGUUGGGUUGCUUUUGGGUUCUUCUCGUCUGGGGUUUGGGCUUUCAUUCUUGGUGGUUUUUUGGUUCAUUUUCUUCUGUUUCAUUUUCUCUUUUGGCUUUCUUUGGGUUUGGUUUUUCUUUUUUCCUGUUGGGACUUUUCCUCUCUUCUCUGUUUGGUUUUUGUGUUCUUCUCUUGGUUUACCUUUUGUUUUUCUCUUGCCUUUGGGUUUUGUUUUACUUUUGUUGGGUUUGUUUUUCUUUGUGGUUUUGUUUUCUGCACUCCCUUCUGCCUCCUUCCCCUCCUCCCUCCCUCCUUCCCCUCCUCCCUCCCUCCUGCCUCCUUCCCCUCCUGCCUCCCUCCUGCCUCCUUCCCCUCCUGCCUCCCUCCUGCCUCCUUCCCCUCCUGCCUCCCUCCUGCCUCCUUCCCCUCCUGCCUCCCUCCUGCCUCCUUCCCCUCCUCCCUCCCUCCUGCCUCCUUCCCCUCCUCCCUCCCUCCUGCCUCCUUCCCCUCCUCCUGCCUCUCCUCCCUCCCUCCUGCCUCUCCUCCCUGCCUCCUGCCUCCUUCCGCCUCACUCCCUUCUGCCUCUUUUCAUUUCCUCCACUUCUGUUUUCCUCUUUCUUUCCUUCCUUCAUUUCCUUUUGGGUUUUCUGUGUUCUCAUUUUUGUUUCAUUUUUUUGGGGGCUGUUUUUUUUUUCCCUGCUUUCUUUUUCAUUCUCUUUUCCUUUCUUCUUCUUUUCUUUGCUCUCUUUUCCUCUCCUCUUUUCUUCUCCCUUUUCUUCCCUCUGCUGACUGUGUUGGGUCCUUUACUUUGUUUGUUCUCCCGCGUGAGCAGAUUGCUGGUUGACUUGUCAGGGUGUUUGCUGCAUACAGUGUAAGCAUUGUGACUGCAAAUAAAACUUCAAUGGUUUCUA